AUGCGGCUCCUGACGCACAAUUUGCUCGCUUGUCAUGCCAAGGGGUGCGGCUCGUCGUCGAACAAUUUCCCAUUGCAGCUGCGCAAUGUGCAGCUCGAGCUGAUCGAGGCCGAAUACAACGACGUCUUUCUCCGGGGAUUUUUGCCGAAACUCGACUGGAACGCGCUCGUGACCACCGCGCAGCAGACUUCGCUUCCGGAACAGGAGCCCGACUUUACGAAAGAGGGGCCCAGCGACGAAAUGCUGCAGGCGCUGCACCACAUCCUCCUCGAGCUGCACAUUGCCGAGGGCGAAAUGGUGUGCCCAAAGUGCGCGCACGUCUACCCUAUUCGCAGCGGUAUCCCGAACAUGCUCCUUGCCGAGCACGAGAUUCCCAAGUGA
Messenger RNA from Malassezia japonica, 381 nucleotides. RefSeq lists its product as uncharacterized. The coding region runs from base 1 to 381 and encodes 126 amino acids. NCBI's taxonomy places the organism in Eukaryota, Fungi, Basidiomycota, Malasseziomycetes, Malasseziales, Malasseziaceae. Gene Ontology annotation, molecular function: protein heterodimerization activity. The record is from RefSeq and is a predicted model, not a curated record. The transcript has 4 exons. Gene Ontology annotation, biological process: rRNA (guanine-N7)-methylation; tRNA methylation; peptidyl-glutamine methylation.